AUGAGCCGCGCGCGGGGGGCGCUGUGCCGGGCCUGCCUCGCGCUGGCGGCCGCCCUGGCCGCGCUGCUGCUGCUGCCGCUGCCGCUGCCCCGCGUGCCCGCCCCGGCCCCCGCCCCCGCCCCCGCCCCGGCCCCGACCCUGGGGCCCGGCCGCCCCGCCCCCGCCCCCCGCCUGCGGCCGGACGACGUCUUCAUCGCGGUCAAGACCACGCAGAAGAACCACGGGCCGCGCCUGGGGCUGCUGCUGCGCACCUGGAUCUCCCGGGCCCGCCAGCAGACGUUCAUCUUCACGGACGGGGAUGACCCUGAGCUACAGCUACAGGGAGGCGGCCACGUAAUCAAUACCAACUGCUCGGCCGUGCACACCCGCCAGGCACUGUGCUGUAAGAUGUCGGUGGAGUACGACAAGUUCAUCGAGUCCGGACGCAAGUGGUUCUGCCACGUGGACGACGACAACUACGUGAACCCCAAGGGCUUGCUCCAGCUGCUGGCCACCUUCUCGCCCAGCCAGGAUGUGUACCUGGGGCGGCCCAGCCUGGACCAUCCCAUCGAGGCCGCCGAGAGGGUCCAGGGAGGUGGAACUGUGACCACCGUCAAGUUCUGGUUCGCUACUGGUGGGGCCGGGUUCUGCUUGAGCAGAGGCCUCGCUCUGAAGAUGAGCCCCUGGGCCAGCCUGGGGAGCUUCAUGAGCACCGCCGAGCGGGUGCGGCUACCGGACGACUGCACGGUGGGCUACAUCGUGGAGGGGCUGCUGGGGGCUCGCCUGCUGCCCAGCUCGCUCUUUCACUCCCACCUGGAGAACCUGCAGAGGCUGCCGCCCGACGCAGUGCUGCGGCAGGUCACCUUGAGCUACGGAGGCCCAGACAACCCACAUAACGUGGUGAACGUGAUGGGAGGCUUCAGCCUGCAGCAGGACCCCACGCGGUUCAAGUCUGUCCACUGCCUUCUCUACCCGGACACAGACUGGUGUCCUGUGCACAAGCAGAGUGACCUUGUUUCUCGGUGACCCUGGGCUCCCAACCCAGGGAGCAGGAGCGUUGCUGACCCCUCCUGGCCUCAGCUCUGUGGCCACAGCCCCGUCCGGGGAGAUGUGGGCGCCCUGCUGGCCUCCCCCAAGAGCCCCUGGUGGCCCCAUUGACCAGGGCCUCUGGAGAGCUGGCUGCCCCAGAAGACAGGACGGGGAGACACUGCUCCUCCUCCCAGCCCAGCCCCCAAGGCCUGCUCUCACAGGAAGGGCCUCCGAGCAGGCUGGCAUCUGGCUCCCAGGGCUCCUCCUGCCCUCCUCACCCUGCUACAGAGGGGGUUCCAGGCAGCCUGGGCUCCCUGAGCGGCUCCAGGCCAGGGCCACGUGCAGGAUCCGUCAGCUGACCACAGGCGAGCGCAGAGGCUUCACCUGCAGGCCUCUGGAGGCGGGGGGAGCCGCCCACCCCCCACCCGGCUUGUUUGCCCAGUGAGAACACUGUGGUCUCCGAGGGAGCUGCAGGAAGGACUCGGGCCGCUGGCCCAGUGAGGCUCAGGACACAGCUUACUCCUGGUCAGGGCAUCUCCCUCCAGAGGCCUGCAGGAGACCUUGGCCAAGGUCUUAUUUCUGCAGUCUGUUGCCCCACCCCAUCCCAAGCCCAGAAAGAGCAGGGGCCCUUUGUUUGGGGCUCCCUCUGCAUUGCCAGCAGCUGACCCACUUUGUGCCUUUCCAUGGAGGAGAGAGGGGAACGGGGGAGGCCGCACCUCGUUCUGGCCCCUUGCGCUGUUGCCACAAGUGAAUAAAAGCUUGAUUAUUA
Canis lupus familiaris (dog) is the source of this 1777-nucleotide messenger RNA. It is a transcript of the gene RFNG, whose product is annotated as RFNG O-fucosylpeptide 3-beta-N-acetylglucosaminyltransferase. The transcript is spliced from 8 exons. Lineage: Eukaryota; Metazoa; Chordata; Mammalia; Carnivora; Canidae. Gene Ontology annotation, molecular function: O-fucosylpeptide 3-beta-N-acetylglucosaminyltransferase activity. The record is from RefSeq and is a predicted model, not a curated record. Gene Ontology annotation, cellular component: Golgi membrane. Gene Ontology annotation, biological process: pattern specification process; regulation of Notch signaling pathway. The coding region runs from base 1 to 1005 and encodes 334 amino acids.